AUGGAGGAAGACGCUUUCAGCGAAUCGAGCGAUGUGUCACAGCAACAGCCACAAAAGAAUACCAUGGCUGCAUGCAGAGUACGUUUCUCGGGGCAACAACAUUCAGAAGCGGUCGAAGAAUUCCUCAAUGGCGUGCAAACCUUUAAAACAUUGGAAAAAAUCACCGAUGAAGAUGCCCUAAAGGGUGUGUCCUUACUUUUCACCGAUACCGCAUCUCUGUGGUGGCAAGGUAUACGCAAAGAGGUUACCACUUGGCAGGAUUGCCUUGAGGUUCUCAAAGAACAUUUCGCACCGCGAAAACCACCACAUCAAAUCUACAAGGAUAUAUUUUCCGAUGCACAGGAUAAUAAUACGGGACUGAAUUUAUUUAUUAUACGGAAACGUGCCUUAUUUGCCCAACUGCCCGAAGGUCGUCACGCCGAAAAUGUACAAAUCGAUAUGAUUUAUUGUCUAAUCCAUUAUAAAUAUCGCCAGCAUAUGCGACGCGGAGAUAUAUCAUCAUUUCAGGAUCUAUUGCAAAAAGGACGUGAAAUUGAGGAAAUGCUUGCUGAGGCGGGUUCUGUGGCAUCGGGAGGUUGGGGAGAAAAGUUAAAGCCAAAGCGUUGCAGUUUUUGUAAUUACCGUGGUCACACAGCCGAAGAUUGUCGACGUCGUCAACAGAAACGGGGAGGAGGAUUGCUGGGAGAUCAACAGAAUCUGACAGGUAAAGAUAAAACAUUACGAAGUGAGGAGAUUUAA
Molecule: messenger RNA, 738 nt
Organism: Musca domestica (house fly)
Lineage: Eukaryota; Metazoa; Arthropoda; Insecta; Diptera; Muscidae
Product: activity-regulated cytoskeleton associated protein 2
Exons: 1
Coding region: 1-738 (245 amino acids)
Molecular function (GO): zinc ion binding; nucleic acid binding
Source: RefSeq, a predicted model, not a curated record